GUAAAAAAGCAGCCGCCUACGUUAUGGGUCGUGAAAUUUUAACCUUUCAGUUAGGAAACUACGCCAACUAUAUCGGAACACACUGGUGGAACAUUCAGGAAUCAUCGUUUAACUAUGAUCCCAAUGCGGAACCAUCGGAAAUCGAUCACUCGAUCCUGUACCGGGAGGGUCAGACGAGUCAGCGGCAGGUCACGUUCACACCGCGACUCCUGAUGGUCGAUCUCGCCGGGACGCUGGGUCACGUCCCACGCACCGGUGAUCUUUACGCAGAUCCGAUCGAUCCGGCACAAAUUACCGACGACCCGUCCGAACUCACCGACGUCGAGUGGGACGCACAAAAGUUGGAAAUUAUCAAGCAAAAAACCCCCGCCAAAAAGCAUCCGUAUCAGACGGAUCUGGCCAGCGGGUCCACUGAGGGUGAGAAGGAUUACGAUUUCGCAAACACGGUGGAAAAUUGGAUCGAUUUUAGCUACACCCGGUAUCAUCCGCGCAGCAUCAAUGUGAUUGACCGAUACGAACAUUCCAAGGAUGAAAACCAAUUCGAUACCAUCACGAAUGGCAUGGAGCUGUGGAAGGAUACGGAUUUCCAGGACGAGCUUACGGAUCGCACACGACAGUACGUUGAGGAGUCGGACGCUUGCCAAGGCUUCCAAAUGCUGUUCGACUGUACGGAUGGAUUUUCAGGUCUCGGAUUGAAACUGUUAGAGCAUCUGCAGGAUGAAUACGGAAAACCCUCUCUGCUGUUUCCUGUGUUUUCUCCCAAGCCUCCGAUGUUUAAGAGUGCGGAUGAACCGAUGAGCGAUUCGAUACGCGUUGUCAACACCGCUCUUACAUUUGCGCAGCUGCCGGAGUAUGCUUCGUUGUUCGUUCCACUCUCUACGAUGCAGCGCUGCUGGCGCAAUAUAGAUGGCCCUCGCACCCUUCCCAACAUUGCGUAUGAUGCGGCGAAUCUGUAUCAAACAUCCGGUAUUCUGGCGAGCUUUCUCGAAACCGCAUCCAUACGCUAUCGGCUAAAGGAACCGGCGAGCGGUGGAUUUCUUUCCGGGCUGUGCUGUGAUUUGAAUGCGUACGGGCGUAAAAUGGCCGCUGCUGGGAUGGCCAUGCCGUUUCCGCUCGGUAGUACGCAGGAUUUGAUCGACUGCCUCGAUCAACUCGAGGACAAAAGCCUCAGCGUCCAGCUUUCCCCCAACGUGAACGUUGGCAAACGAGCUAUCGUUCAAUCCGUGUGUGUUCGGGGUCUACCACUGAAUCGCCUAAAACGACCCCCGACGUCUAAAUCCGCUCAGCGGCAGCAAAUUAUGCCCGCCUACCGGUGCACCAGCGUAAGCGAGAUGCUGCAGUUUUUCUACUCGUGCAGCCUGGAGGUCAGUAUGUCGCACGUAACGUCCGUUAAAGCACCGAUGACUAUACGGCAGCCAUUUCCGGUGGAACUGUUCGACAAGCGGGUCGGUUUCGACGGGUUCCUCACCGACUGUCCGCUGGCACAAGCGACCAUGGCGUACGUUCAGCAGUGCCCUACGCUGGCAACGAUUCAAUCAUCCUCCGAUCUCGGAGACGGCCUGGAAGCGCUUCAUCGGGAGGUGAGCCGUAUUCGACUGGCAAAAAUUCCACGAUUUACCGAGUGUGGCCUGGAGGAGGUGGACUACAAGGAAACGGUAGAGCGGCUGCUGGAUUUGAAGGAGAAUUACGACGAAAACUACGAGCUGUAGAUUCGUUGGAAUGUAUUUCGCUUUUACAGUGCUAUUUACAACUUCAUUCAUUUGCUUGCUAGGUUUUAAACCGAGUAAUAAAGUGCUUUAAACUAAUGUGAA
Molecule: messenger RNA, 1811 nt
Organism: Anopheles coustani
Lineage: Eukaryota; Metazoa; Arthropoda; Insecta; Diptera; Culicidae
Gene: mst
Product: protein misato
Exons: 2
Coding region: 24-1709 (561 amino acids)
Biological process (GO): mitochondrion distribution
Cellular component (GO): cytoplasm
Source: RefSeq, a predicted model, not a curated record